AUGGUUCAAGUUUUAGCAAAGCUGGAGUGGGCAGCUCAAGAUGCCAUCCACCAUCUUCAACAAAUCCCUGAAUUCUCAAAUGCAAAAAUAGCCGUAGUUGGGGGCAUGGCUGUCAUGAAACACACCAAGUGUUACCGUCGAAGCCAUGAUAUUGACUUCAUCACCGGAUGUAACGCAAAGGAAAGACUUCACGCCGCCGCGGAGAGGGCAUUUCGGCAGUGGCCAGGUCAAUUCGUCUACGAUCCUAAUUGGCCUCUGGCACCAGCGACUCAAACUCCUGACGAUAAAGAUCCGCCGUAUCCGAAGAAUGCCAUUCAGAUGGAUUUCAUACUGGAGUGGCAGGUCAGUGCAAAUGUCCCGUUAUAG
Capronia epimyces CBS 606.96 is the source of this 366-nucleotide messenger RNA. RefSeq lists its product as uncharacterized. The record is from RefSeq and is a predicted model, not a curated record. The transcript is spliced from 2 exons. The coding region runs from base 1 to 366 and encodes 121 amino acids. Lineage: Eukaryota; Fungi; Ascomycota; Eurotiomycetes; Chaetothyriales; Herpotrichiellaceae.